UGACAGCUUUAUGAGUAGGAAAACAACAGUCCAAAUCUAAAAUCUAAAAAUAAAAUAAAAACAAAUUCAUAAUCAUUUAUUGAAGAGUUGGUUUAAAUUUAAUGUCAAUAAAAACUGCACUUUUUAUUAGAAAAUUCAGGUUAUGAUUGGCGUGACUCUAACUUUACAAUAACUCAGUUUUGUAUGAUAAAAACUUUAGAAAAAUGGUGUUAGUAAAUGCAGGCUACUGGUCUUUGUUAUGUAGAGGUCGGAAGAAAAAGAUCGCAACAUUGAUAACGAUGUUAAUUUUACUAAUUAAUGCAAUGUUUUAUGUAAGCUUUGAAUUGUACAAUAGUGUGAAACAGCGGCACAAGGAACCUUGGUAUAAGAGCCUGCAUUUUGAUGAGAAUUCGUAUGUGGAUAAGACUGGUAUGAGGGUUGUAGUGGGACACUAUGUUGGUGGUAAUAUUGGAGGCAAUUUGUCAAAUGAAUUAAUCCAUAGAAACAAUUAUUCUCCUGUGCCUGGAGAAGGGGAGGGUGGCAGACCAGUAAUGCUGUCCCAGAAGGAAUUAAUUACAGCAAGAGAAUUAUAUGCACUACACUCCUACAAUAUACUAGUUAGUGAUAAAAUUUCAAUUAAUAGAAGUCUUCCAGAUUUUAGAAGUGAUAGUUGUAAAAGUAUAGAAUAUGAUAUGAAUAAUCUUCCAACUGCUAGUGUGGUCAUCGUUUUUCAUAACGAGGCUUGGUCAACUCUAAUGCGUACUGCGAUGUCGGUACUAAUCAGAUCACCAGAAAAAUUGCUAAAGCAGAUAAUUCUGGUUGAUGAUGCUAGUGAUAGGAAAUAUUUGGGAAAAGAUUUGGAGCAGGCCAUUGAGAAGCUGGACAAAGUUCAGUUGCUCAGAAGCCCGGAAAGGACGGGUCUGGUGGGGGCGCGGCUCAUGGGGGCGAGGACUGCUACUGGAGACGUCUUGGUCUUUCUAGAUGCACAUUGUGAAGUCACUCAAGGAUGGUUGGAGCCGCUGUUAGAUAGAGCUGGCAACGACGACGUAUUUAUUUGCCCUCACAUAGAUUUAUUAUCUGAAGACACGUUAGCUUACACUAAGAGUAUAGACGCUCACUGGGGCGCGUUCAGUUGGCGUCUGCAUUUCCGUUGGCUGAUGCCGAGUAGCGAGGUGAUGAAGAACAAAUCCGAGAAUCCAUCCAAACCAUAUCCUACUCCUGCGAUGGCCGGCGGAUUGUUUGCGGUCAGAAAGAGUUUGUUCUGGCGGCUAGGGGGCUAUGAUGAAGGAAUGGUCAUUUGGGGAGCUGAGAACCUGGAGUUGUCUUGGAGAGCUUGGCAAUGCGGCGCCAGAGUGGAAAUCACCUCUUGUUCCAGGGUCGGCCACAUAUUUAGGAGGCACAGUCCCUAUAAGUAUCCAGGCGGUGUAGCUAAAGUCCUGAAUUCGAAUCUUGCGAGAGCGGCAACCGUAUGGAUGGACGAAUGGGCAGAUUUCUUUUUCAAAUUCAAUCCUUCGGUGGCUGCCAUCCGCGACCAACAGCGGGUGGCCGAUCGCGUGGAGCUCCGUAAAAACUUGAAUUGCAAAUCUUUCAAGUGGUAUUUGGAUAAUGUUUGGCCGCAACAUUUUUUUCCUACGAACAAGAGGUGGUUCGGGAGAAUACGGAACGACAGGGGUAGUUGUUUAGGUGUCGUUUCUAGUACACCAGGUCUGGGUGGCCCUGCUGCCGGUAUCGAUUGCGGUAACGAUUUAGAUAUCGAUAGACUAAUAGUUUAUACACCCGAGGGUAAAUUGAUGGCAGAUGAAGGAUUGUGCUUGGAACAAGGCAACGGUAGGGCGGUUUGGAAGAGUUGCAGCGACAAACAGAAGCAGAUUUGGAUACAGAAGGGUCCUAGGUUAGAGACCGAUGGAGGUCUGUGUUUGACGUUAUUGAAAAGUGAUAGUAAAAACGGCGUCGGUAGCGCUUUGACGGCAAAGAAAUGUAUGAGUGACGUGGGACAGAUAUGGCAUUUCGAACGUGUGCCUUGGCGUUAAUAGAAUCGGUAUGUUGUGAUAAAUAGUAUUAAAAAUAUUUCGUGAUGUAUUUAAAUACUACCAGUGAGUAUGAAAGGGUAUUUUACUUUUAGGCAGCUAUUUAACAUCCAAUGCAAAACAGGCAACGAAUGCUCAAAAACAGGUAUAGAGGGAAAUGCUUGGAACACAAUUUUUGACUUCGUAUCUUUGUUAGGACUAGUUAGGAGGUAAACAUAUCAAAAGUCCCCGCCCGUAGCCCUUAAGCCGGGGGGAAGGGUGGGGGGGGAUUGAAGGUUUUAUUUUUAGGGUUUUCGCAUAUAUCUCGGAAACUAUGCAUCCUAGCGACAUGAGACUUUGACAAAAGUGAAAGCUGAUUAAAAUUGCUACAAGUCUUAUUCAGUCAAGUUUUUUGAUAUCUUGUAUAGUUUUCGAGAUACCCGCAUUUAAAAGUCUGUAAUUAUGGAAAAAAAAAUUUGCUUCACAUUUUUGCUCUAUUUGACCGGAUAACUCUUCAACAAUGCUGGCCGUAGGGUUGUUGGUUCCACCAGUGAGCAGCAUACCUUUUCGUUGCCUGGACUAUAUAUUUUCCAUUAAAUCUGUUUAUAGUAAGUAUGACAACAAAAUUUCUUCAAAUGCGUUAAAUUAACAAACAUUGAUUAGAUAUCUGUCGAAAAAAGUAAGCUUUACAUACUAUAAGUAAUUUUUUCGCAUUUUUUCACGAAGCUCUGCGGCAUGUUGACUUUUCACCCGUCCGCGCGUGACUGUGUACCAAGAAGUGCUCGAGUAGUGUUCAAGCACUUCUUGAUUGGGACACAUUUUGAGCGCACGUGGUGUAUCUAUCGUGGGUAUUUAAUAUCGUUGCUUGGUGUUUGUAAAGUUGACAGUAUUUUUUUUUUCUUUUUAUUCUUAUCAACCAUGACAGAAAAAACAUUUAUUAUUAAUACAAGACUGCGACUGAGCAUAAGUAUUAAAACUUGUAGGUAUUUUUAUCACUGCGUUAUGAAAGUAUUGCGUUUUAAGAUAAGCGGUUGCCAUGUGGAAUUGAUAUACUUAUUGGUUCUGACUGAUCUGAGAUAUUGUAAUUGAUAUAAAAAAUCAAAUACCUGAUACCUAAUUUUAAAUUAACAAAUAUUUUUAUUUUUUAAGUGUAAUAGAAAAGUACAUCUCAUUGAUGUUUCUAGUCUUAGUUUGAUAAUUUGUGAUUUUUUCAAAUAAGUACUUUCACUUAUAUUUUUAGCGUUAAUUAUAUUCAAUCUCAUUCCAUUAAAUAUUAAGAACCGAAUUACACUACUUAGAGCUUAUUAAUUAAAAUAUUUUAAUUCUAUUAAUGUACUUAUUACUCUAGAUAGGUAUUAAUGGAAUUGUUCGAAUUAAAUUUUAUGCAACGCAAUUUGUAUUACAAUAUUUAGCAUAUUUACUCCCGGAUACAUCUAUCGACCCACUUAGUGUUAUAACUUGUUACAAGUUUCAACGGGCUGUAGCAAAAUAUAUGUAUAUGGUUGAGCAAUAAUUUUAAAAACACGAAAAUGGUUUAUAGAUCGGCUUCAAAACUGCGUAGGUAAUAAAUUAGAAUACAUUCAGUUUAAGCUAGGGACCGUCAAAACUUGAAUUGCUGGGUGGGUCGAUACAUGUUUCUGGAAGUGUAGUUAAGAAAAGCUAAUAUAAAAUAUGGCUUUUCGGGAACUCAUUUGGGAGCCUUUUUAUGAUUCUGUAAGUAAUUAUUGUUUGAAGCUGGUAUGCGUUUGAUGAAAUCAUUUCUAUGUAGAACCGUCCUCAUAGAAAUUAAGUGUAACUAAUGUCUUUUUUUACUUUUUUAUAAAAUAACAAUACUAAUUUUAGUAAUCUCUGAAAUGUGAUUAUUGUAUUGUUAUUACUACGAUUUAAAUACAUGGGCUACGUGUACAAUAUUGAUCAAUGUUCAAAACUAUAGUGUGUUUCAAACAUUUGAGAGCAAAAUCAAACGAAAGGAUAAGUCUGACUUAUCAUCGUAAAUUGAUCAAUGUAAUGAUCAGGUUUAAACAUUUUAUUAAAUUGCUGAUUUAGGGGUAAAGUAUUUGUUUACAAACGUUCAAAUUUGUUUGAAACUGACCUUAAUCAACUACGUGUUAAAACCUUAGAUUAAAACAAAAAGGGUAGAUACGGCACUAGCCUCACAAAAGUGAUCCGCAUGAAUUGUGGUCCACGACCCAAAUCGCUUUAGUCACAACUUGACAUGCAAACAACGUACAUGCGAACAAGAAAUAUUUCUAAUAUUUUGUGUUUAUAUGAUAAAACAAUG
Molecule: messenger RNA, 4266 nt
Organism: Chilo suppressalis (striped riceborer)
Lineage: Eukaryota; Metazoa; Arthropoda; Insecta; Lepidoptera; Crambidae
Source: the annotation of a GenBank genome assembly